UAGCCGCUGCAGAGAACCAAUCAGUCACUCUGAGCAGUUCCAGCAGUAAUGUGUGACAGGAUGAUGCGUAAAGGACAAAGGAAAAGCGCUGCGCUUUACUUGGCUGCAGCUGUUCUUAUGACGUGUUGUUUGACACAAACAAUCGACUGCUAUCGACUGAGGAAAAAAGAAAGACGAGAAGAAUCUGACUUAACCAAAGUGUCUGAUGUCCAAGAGGGAAGAAUUAUUUUUGGGAGCGUCUUUAAGAAAGCUACUGGCGUUAAUGCUCCAGUAAGUGGUGAAACCAAGAAGCCCUCAAACGUUUCAUCAGAAGAUGACGCUUCUUAUCAAGCAGACUCUCCAGGCUGGUCUGGAGGUGACGUUCAGCAUCGGAGUUCCAGAGAAGCGGCGUGGAAGCGCAUGUCUCCCUCUCUGCUGUGUGGGGGGGACCAGUUGAAAUUCCGUGCAGAGGGUCUAGGGGCGUCGCAGUUUGCAGUGGAAAAGGGAAAUGAACCCCCAAUCCCUCUGUCACAAGUCCCUCAAUCAUGUGGCUACGGCAUGCAGAAGAACUCCCUCGGGCUCAUCCUGUUGGUUCCUUACGACGGCUGCAACAUGGUGGUUGAGGAUGGACGUUAUGUGCUCCCGUUGCGUUGGCAUGGAAUUCCAGUCUCUCUCUUGUGUCAUAAACCGGUGGCAUCUGCCUCCACAACUGCUGGCUCUGAAAAACCACAACCUCAUACACCCUGGUACUCUCCAUCAUAUCCUGCAGUGCCGCAGCCGACUGUGGUCCCUCGCCCCGAGAUGCCGCAGCCGACUGUGGUCCCUCGCCCCGAGAUGCCGCAGCCGAAUGUGGUUUCUCGCCCCGAGAUGCCGCAGCCGAAUGUGGUCCCUCGCCCCGAGAUGCUGCAGCCGAAUGUGGUCCCUCGCCCCGAGAAGCCACAGCCCCAUGUGAUGUACCCCCAGUUAUACCCCCAAAUACCAGCACCACAUGUAAUGUACCCCCAGUUAUACCCCCAAAUACCACCACCCAAUGUAAUGUACCCCCAUUUAUACCCCCAAAUUCCAGCACCAGAUGUAAUGUACCCCCAGAUGCCACCACCCCAUGUGAGGCACCCCCAAAUGGUCCUUCCCCAUUUAAUAUACCCCCAGAUGCUGCCAGAGGGGAUGCCACCGCUGACACAGGAAGAUGUGCCCUUGGAGAUGCCCCUAAUGCCCCGAAUGCAUAGUGACCAAAAUGGAUCGCCUCCCAAAGUCCCUCAUCACAUCGGCACCAACUGCCACAGCAAAGCCAGCACCCAGAGUUCCACAAAUAUUUCCUUUUCCCAUGCACCCUUCCUUUCCCUGGUCUGGUUUGCCUCCGCAACCAACUGA
Molecule: messenger RNA, 1350 nt
Organism: Pungitius pungitius (ninespine stickleback)
Lineage: Eukaryota; Metazoa; Chordata; Actinopteri; Perciformes; Gasterosteidae
Exons: 5
Coding region: 49-1350 (433 amino acids)
Source: RefSeq, a predicted model, not a curated record